AAUAAUCACCCGAUCUUAUCUCUGUGUUUUAUGGUGGCGCUAGCCUCCAAACUGGGUAAUCCCACCGUCCGAGGGGUUCGAGGGACGGUUUCUUGUGUGUACCCAGUGUCUCUAGGCGACCGCCGCUGACCGGCGGCUGACCAGAUGACCAACUUAUCUGGAAAACAGUCCAUUGGGACGUCGACUUCGAGACUAACGCGAAAGAACUUUUUGGGGGUGUUGAAAGUGCCGCAAAAAAUCGGGUGAUAUGAGGAAGACGAUUUUUGAAAGGUUCUAGUGGUAGGACGAGGAAAAAAUGUUGGUUUUAUUGGAAUGGUUGCAUGUCAAAGGCUUCUUCUGGCGCCUCUCAGAGUGUGCGAUGCGAUCGUUGCUGCUGGUUUGCUGCAGUCCACUCACCCUCCUGGUCGCCGCCGCCCCCAGAUUCGACCCCACUGCCCUACUGGCCAACGUGCUGGUGCCCGCGGAUUCGUCCGUGGGAUCCGUCAUUUACAGACUGAGAGCUUCAGACCCAACUUACGACUACCCCUUGACCUUCUCCAUAACAGGAGACUACACAGCCGUCUCAGUUGAGUCCCUAAACUGCACCCGUUUCAACUCAGUGUGCCAGGCCAACGUAGUGGUGCGCAAGAAGUUGGUACCCCUGAGAUACUACGACUUUUCUGUGAGGGUGGAGAGCGUGGGUGGUGCCAGUGCCAACAUAAACUGCUCGUUCAGGGCUACCAACGCCACUACACCAUGGGGAGAGAUAUUCCCUGGAGCCCCCACUCUUUUUAUGGUCUCGGAGAAAGCCAGGAGGAACACCGACUUAGGUUCAGUGAUAGCCAGAGGCAAUCCUGCCCUCCCUGAUCCUGUAUAUUUGGAGCUGUGGGGUUCUCCCCAAUUUGCACUCCACCAAAGGUUGAUCAACUUGAGGGACGCAGAGGGUACCGUAGUGCUUCUCAGCCAGCUCGAUUACGAGGUUAAGACCGUUCAUCACCUCACCGUACUAUCGAACAACCCUUACACAGACGUGAAAGACGACACCAGGAACAUAGCAGGAUGGCCUCUUCUGGUGGUGGUGUUGGACGAGCAAGACACGCCUCCAGUGUUCACUUUGGCCCCGCCGACCACUGUUUUGAACCCCUCUCUGACUCCUGGAGAUGUCAUCCUACAAGUGAAGGCUGAAGAUGGGGACAGAGGAAAGCCUAGAGAGAUAAGAUACGGCCUUGUACCAGAUGGAAGUCCUUUCUAUAACUUCUUCGAGAUGGACGAUCAAACUGGGGAGCUGCGUUUGGCGAAACCUUUGGGAGAAAUCAUAGCAGCCAGUCAUAUGAAUCAGCCCAUACUUCUGACUGUUGUAGCUGAAGAAGUUAGAGGCAAUGCCGAGGAACCACCAGCACAAUCGUCAACUGUGCGUUUAGCACUAAUACCACCAGGAGUAACAGCAGGAUCUCCAAUGUUCGGUUCUACUGAAUACAACGCUUUUCUGGACGAAAACUCAUCCUCUGGGACUGUCCUGAAACUCAACCAAGCCUCCAUACGUACCCAACCUGGUGACGUUGUGACUUUGGAAUUGGUCAACAACAAUGGUACCUUUGACGUUAGUCCAAGCGUCGUUGAAGGACAGGCAGAGUUCCAAAUAACCGUGCAUGAUCCUAAAUUGUUGGACUAUGAGGAGAGAAAAUCCGUAGUUUGUGAACUUGUCGCCAAGGAAAUUGGCACCGGAAACUUCACUGCCAAAGCCAAACUAACAGUCCUGCUGAACGACGUCAAUGACAAUGCCCCUGUAUUCCUGCAAGAAAAGUUUGUUGCUUCAAUACCCGAGAACGCAGAAGCAGGUACAACGGUGCUGACAGUUCAAGCAACGGACAUCGACUCAAGUCCAGGAAACAAAAUCCAAUACACCGCCCUAACUGGACCUGGUUCAGACCUCUUCACUUUAGAUCCAGAAACAGGCCUUAUCGUCUUAGCUGUUUCCAACUCCUUAGACGCUGAAACCACACCUAGCUACGAGCUAACUGUAGAGGCAACAGAUGAAGACGGAAAGGGAAAGAAAUCCUACGCCAAUAUCAACAUACAACUCAUAGACAUAAACGAUGAGAGUCCAAUUUUCGAAAGAGACAUCUACGAGUUCAUAGUGAACGUAGAUAGGACUGGGUUUACCACAGAAGCGUUCAUCAAAGCCUUGGACAAGGAUAUCACUGCCCCCAACAAUGAAGUUAGGUACGAAAUAGUCGACCCUGUUCAAGGUUUGGUGUUGAAUGAUGUCACAGGGGAGCUAGGGCUGACCAAAACCUGGAAACCAACUGAGAUGGUCACCUUGACUGCCAGAGCUUGGGACGGUGGUAUUCCAAGGUUGUCAACAAUAUGUGAAAUAAGAAUAUAUCCGCCAGAAACCAAUUCAAGAACCAUGACCUUCAUAGUUCCUGGAAGAGACCCAGAUGUCGAAGUCAUAGCAGACAUCCUAAGGACCAUAACUGGCGCUAAAGUCACCAUUAAUGAGGUGAGGUCCUACAAAGGCUUCGAACCUGACGCCACAGACAUCAGUAAGGACACAGAUACAGAAAGAAGUGUUGUGGUAACGACGGUAAAGUACUCCAAAGGUGGCGUCAUCGAUGUUAAAAAGAUCCAAGAGGUGUUAGACCAAGAGUACCGACAAAGACGUGGAAGAGUCGAGGUUAAGGAAGCCUCAAAUGGUAGUAUGUUAUGGCUGCUCUUUCUUCUCCUCUUCUUACUCAUCCUCUUGGCGCUCAUAUUGCUUUGUUGCUGUCUUUGGGACAAAUGCCCUUGCUACGCUUCUUUGAACAGACGGAGGAAGGUAAGAUCGGCAGAGGGUAUCAAGAUUAUAACCUCUAGUCCAGGACAAGGGCAUGAAAGUAAAUCCGUUCAAGUGGCUGAAUGGUUUGGGAGAAGAGAAGCUUGGACUCCUGAACCAGCCACUCUUGAAGUUGAGUCUCUCAAACGCCAUGAAAUAGAAAGAGGAUCCGAUAGAAGUAGAGUACAAUUCCAGAAGACACAACAACAGGCAAACGAAUACUACGUGAGAGAGGGAAAUGCAGACAUCCUCCGUUUAUACACCUCCAGAGAUAUUCCUCCACAGCAGCGCACUGUGGGAGAAAACACCUAUCUUCCAGAUAGUGGGAAGGACAUACUGAUGCGAAGAUUUAUGGAGCAACAACAACAGCACCAGAAGCUGGAAGUAUUAUUGCCUAAUGCGACUGUUGGUAAGCUACAAGCAGAGCAUGAAUCCUUGGAGGCCUCUUUGAGGCAGCAGAACGCUUUGCUUAGGCAGAUACUGCAAGAACGUGAGAGAGAUCUUAAGCUGGAGACGCAGUCUUUACCAGCCGGUACCCAGACCGACCAAGACGCAGGCACCCAAACAGACCCUCAUCUCUUCCGUCCUCCAAAAAGAGAAGUGCAAUCCAACGAGGAACAAAGCGAUGGAAGUGAUGAAGAUCUAGCUAGGGUCAAGGAGAAAGUUAAAAGAAGAAACGGUUAUAGAAGCAACAGAAUCAGGACGAAACGAAGGAUAAGAACACCGAUACAAGAGGAGUCCGAAGAUAUCUUGGACGAUGCUGAGUAUUACGAUGACGACUACUCUUCCAGAGCCUCAAGGGUGAGAGGAAGUAGAUCGGAGUUGAGACAGAAACGUGAGAGUAGAACUCAAUCGGGAAUCCGCAGAGACGUCUUGAAAGAAAUCACAGAUUCCUUACGCCACGAAAGGGAGAUGUACGAAAAAGAUAUUCGAGACAAAAUUGUAUCUGACAUCACGAGCAGUUUGAGUAGACACAACAAUGAAACUAGAAAAUCUGCUUCAGAUUAUAGACGAGAAAUAUUUGAGGAUAUUUCAAACGCUUUAGGGAGACAAGGUCGAGCAACAAGCGAAAGCCACUUGAUCAGGAAUGACCCUCAAGAAUACCUUAUCAGAGAAAUAGCCGACUCAAUUCUAGACCAGAAACGACAACGAAUGGAAACACAAGAAACCACAUCGACCACUUUUCCAGAAACUACGCAAGACAUAAUCCAGGAAUUGGUGGCUUCUUUCAAUCAACCCAGAAUGACCUCAUCCAAAAGACCAAGCAGAGCAACCAGUGAAACUAGAAUUACCAAAUCAGGUCUACGUCGAGAAAUAUUAGAAGAAAUAGCAGCUUCCAUGGCUCAAGGCAAAAAGAACUCGAGCGAAUUGAAAAAAGAAAGAUCUAGAAGUGAAUCUAGAUCGACCAGGUCUGGAUUGAAACGAGAAGUAUUGCAGGAAAUAGUGUCAUCUUUGACUGAUCCAAGCGUGUCGAAGACUGUUAAAGAUGAAGAUCAAACCACCAAGCAACAAUCAUCCAGUGCCACGAAGAAAGAAAGAAAAAGAAGCGAGUCCAGAUCAACCAGAUCCAAAUUGAAACGAGAUGUUUCGAUUGAAAUGAAUGGAUCUGGUGUUUCGAAGAUUGGAAAAGGCAAUGAUCAAGACACCAAGCAGAUUAUACAAAAGUUAUCCGAUGAUGUGAAGGAUAAGGUUUCUGAGGAAGAAUUGAAAAAGCAAAUCCUUCAAGGCUUAUCAGCAGCUGUAGAUCGAAAUGAGUUGACACCAAGUGAUGAGAACUACUCCGAUGAUAGCCUAGAUGAAGGAAGUCCUAAUUCGGGAUCUUUAACCAAAGGACAAUACCACUCUGAGUUAGAUUUGAGGUCUUCACUCGGCCAAUCCGACAAGAAACCUAGCAAGUCUAGAAGCCAAACUGAUUUAAGUCGGAUUGGUAAAAAGACUACAAAUACUUCGAAGAAACAAGAGGAGAAAGAAGUGAAAGACGAAGGAAAAAACACGAAAAAAGGUAAAAGACAAUCCAGGUAUAUGGAGUGGUAUAACAAGAACUCCAAAAAACCGGAGAACCCUAAGAAGAAGGUUGAGGAACCACGUCAAACUGAACCUGCAGUCGAGAAGACCUCGAAGGACUUGGAGAAAGAAAAAAUCGAGGUCAAAGUAUCACAGAGACUGUUGAAAGAGACGGAGUCUAGUGCUAGGAAGAAGCAAGGGAAGAAGAAACCACCGUUAGGACCUGAACAUCCGCUGCUCCAGCAUUCUGAGCAUCGGUUCGAAGCUCAGUAUCCUAGAAGAGCUGAGGAUGACGGUGAUUCUGGUAUUGCCAUGACUAGACCUGCUAUAGCUCAGAAGAAAAGUGUGUUCACCAUAGCUUACAAUGACAUGCAUACGAGUCAGAUCCAUGAUAAUCCUACGGCCACGCCACCGUGAUUUUGAGAAGAAGACUGAAUAUUGGUUUCGUGAAUUUGAGGGGUGUCAAGUGUAAUAUAUUAAAGUUAAGAUGAAUUCAUUGAUGCUAUUGUAAAUAAGUUAGGUUAGAUUAGGUUUGCUAUUGUACAUAGGUUUUUACCACGAUGAUUUGUAAAUUAUGUUUGGAGAAUAUAAAGAAAUUACUUCUU
Harmonia axyridis is the source of this 5403-nucleotide messenger RNA. RefSeq names its product cadherin-86C. Gene Ontology annotation, molecular function: cadherin binding; calcium ion binding. Lineage: Eukaryota; Metazoa; Arthropoda; Insecta; Coleoptera; Coccinellidae. Gene Ontology annotation, biological process: homophilic cell-cell adhesion. The record is from RefSeq and is a predicted model, not a curated record. The transcript is spliced from 14 exons. Gene Ontology annotation, cellular component: catenin complex; plasma membrane. The coding region runs from base 296 to 5215 and encodes 1639 amino acids.